Molecule: messenger RNA, 3394 nt
Organism: Phoenix dactylifera (date palm)
Lineage: Eukaryota; Viridiplantae; Streptophyta; Magnoliopsida; Arecales; Arecaceae
Product: pentatricopeptide repeat-containing protein At2g37320
Biological process (GO): RNA modification
Molecular function (GO): protein binding; RNA binding
Source: RefSeq, a predicted model, not a curated record
UCGGAAUAAGUUUCUCCUUGCGAGGGAGCCGACGCUCAUCUCUCCAAUCUCGUCUUCCUCUUCUAUUUUUUUUGGUGCUUCCUCCGCUUCCUCUCCCUUUUCUUCUUCUUCUCGAUCCGUGGCGACCGACCACCGCUUUGCCCAAAUCCGGAGCCAUCUGUGAGAGUUAUAGCUUCGCCUCCAGCCGAGAGCUGGUCGCGGGUCCGAGCCCUAGCUCUCCUUGAUUCCUCUAGUUGUUGGGAAUGAGAAGCAAAUCCCAGUCCUCCUCCGUUCUUUGUGCUUCUAUCCAGAUAUAUGUCUUCCUGUUACACAUGGUGCCAUAAGCAUGCUAGUAUGGACAAGAUGCAGCCUGUAGUUUUAGGUUGCAGAUUUUAUGAGGCAUUCUGUUACUAUUUUCAAACCCUAUUCUGCAGCACGUCAAGUUACAUCACAGUUCAGCACAUAUACAUCUUUUAAAAGAUCUCAGAAAAUAGAGCACAAAGGUCUUGCUAAGGCCUUGAAAAUUUUGGAUCUUGUAUUCCCCAAAACCAGUAAGGAUGAAGGAGAUGCAUGCCAUCAUCGCCUCAUACAAGGUUGCAUGCAGGAUAUUCUGGAAGUUGGUCAAAGAAGCCGCUUGAUACCUGGUAAAAUCACUAAGCAUAGUAAGUCAACUGAUCUGAUUCAAAUUGUCCCUGACAAGAGUCCUCUGAGUAAUGAUUCUGCAUGUUGGAGGACUAUUUCAUCAAAGGAGGGGCCUUUCUUGUUGUUUCUUGAAUUACACAAGAGAGGAAUUAACAUGGAUGUGUCUAUAUUUUCUUCUAUUAUGAGCAUCUGUGCAUCUACAGGGGCUCUUGACACAGGGGUGCAGCUUCAUGCUCUCUUAGUGAAAAGGGGUUAUGAUAUGUCUACACCUAUUGGGAGUUCAUUGAUCAGUUUAUAUUCCAAGUGUAGGCAACUAGCCAAUGCAUAUCAAGUUUUUCAGAUGAUGCCUUUGAGGAACACUGUCUCAUGGACUGCAAUAAUUGCAGGUUAUGCUCAGCAUUGGCAAAUUGAGACCUGUCUAUAUCUAUUUGUUUUGAUGAGACAUUCCACAUCAAAACCAAAUGAUGUCACAUUUGCAAGCCUCCUGAGUGCAUGCACCAGCAGUGGAUAUCUUGGGCUUGGAAGAAGUGUUCAUUGUCUAGAAAUAAGAAUGGGUUUUGAUUUGUAUGUCCAUGUUUCCAAUGCACUGAUAUCUAUGUAUUCUAAGUGUGGAAGUAUUGAUGAAGCUCAAUAUGUCUUUCAGAAAAUUCCAUGCAGAGAUCUAAUAUCAUGGAACUCCAUGAUUUCCGGAUAUGCUCAGUAUGGGCUUGCUGAGCAGGCAGUGGAUUUGCUGAAAAAAAUGGAUAAAGAGAGCAUAGUACCUGAUUCCAUCUCUUUCCUUGGUGUUCUUUCCUCAUGCCGGCAUGCUGGCCUUGUAGAACUAGGCCACCAUUGCUUCGAUUUAAUGCUUGAGCAUGGGAUAAAACCAGAAUUAGACCAUUACUCUUGCAUCACAGAUCUUCUUGGCCGUGCUGGAAUGCUUGAAGAGGCACUAGAUUUCAUUAAGAGAAUGCCCAUAUCCCCAAAUGCUGUUAUAUGGGGCUCACUUCUUUCAUCUUGCAGGGUUCAUGGAAAUGUUUGGAUUGGGAUUCAUGCUGCUGAGAGUCGGAUUUUGUUGGAACCAGGCUGUGCCGCAACCUAUGUUCAGCUAGCGAAUCUGUAUGCUAGUGUAGGUUAUUGGAAUCAUGUAGCAAAAGUUCGGAAGUUGAUGAAGGAGAGAGGGCUGAAGACAAGCCCUGGAUACAGUUGGAUAGAAAUUGGUAGUAAGAUUUACAGGUUUAAAGCAGAAGACAGAUCAAACAAUCAAAUAAGUGAUAUCCUGACCAUCUUGAAUUCUUUGGCAUGUCACAUGGAAUAUUUGGGCUAUAUGCCUACAGUUGACUUUGAUCUUAGUUAAUAAAGGAAUUUCUCCAUGAAUAUGCUGCAAAUUGUUUUCAUUCACAUGCGUUGCAUUGUGGAAGGCAAAUACCAAUGUGCGUAUUCUGCUUCUGCUCUAUCAAACUAUGCCAUUCAAGAUGCCAUCUGUUAUUACCUAUGUGAAAUGUUAAACUAUCUUAUGUAAAAGUCCAUUAUAAUCCAUUUGUGGUGAAAAGUCUUUAUAUAAUCACUUUUCUCUCAUAAGCCUGACGUUGGAUUUUGAUAUCGGAAAGAGCCGUAGAAGAAGAUAAGUUGAUGCAAGAUUUUUCCCAGACAAAGUUACCAGAUACUGCGGAAGUAAUGUUACGAUUGGUGACUUCUUUUGACUCACAUGUCGACAGCAUCCAACUAUUAUUGCUCAACAGUUAUGUGACAAGGAAAAGCAUGCUAUUCACCCAGUUUUCUAUAUAGGAAAGCUUCGUGAAUCAUUGACAGCUUCCAUGUUUGUGUUGAAUUAAAUGAGCUGAAAGGAAAUGAAGCUAUCAGCAUCUCAGAGCAUGAUAAGUCUUUUAAGCACGCAUGGUAGGAUUCUACAAGAAUAGCAUGUAAAAAAUGUAAAAACGACAUGGAAAUUCAAUUCACAGUUGAUAUGGUUGAUAGAGAUACUGAUGCUGUGCUAAUGGGAAUGGUGAUGAGAGAUGAUAUGGACACGCUGAAGGAGUUUUGGCAGACACUUUGCACAAGGAAGAUAUGCAUGCAAAUUCUAGUGAAAAUGCCUCUGUAUCAAACCAUUAACUUUUUAAUAAUGCCUCAGGGACAAGCAACUUCCUGAAUUAAAACAUUGCCUUCUUUGUAUUGACUUCUAGGGGAAUUAUGAAUGUUUCUUCCUUGAGUGCUGUACUAACUGACCUUUGAGGCUUGUUUACUGGCUCUCGCCUAAAGUUCUCUGAUCAUGAACUUGGGACCAAACAUUAAAGGAUUGAUAAAUUGCGAGCCAGUCAUGAAAUGACCUUGAAUAUCGACAAGAAGACCCUGCAUAGAAAGGAUAAGCCUUGCUAAUUCAGUUGCCUUGUUAUUUCUGCUGUCCAAAAAAGUGAUUGCUUAUGGGGAAAUAGCUUUCUGACAAGCUAAGCUGCUAAAGUGUCUUUUCAGGACUAACCUUGAGGGUGAUACUAUAAUCAACACCCGCAUGCAUAUUGGUGCUACCUAUCCUGGAACUUGUGAGACAACCAAGGAGAUGAUAGCUGAUGCAAAGUUGGCAGGUACUCUGAAUUACUAAUUAUAUUUACUUCAUGCAGUCAUGGUUCUGCUAGUAAGUGGCUUGUAUUCUUGUAAUAAUGUUUGCUACCUGGAUAUUCACAUUGCACAAUCUCUUCAAUGCCAACAAACUGUUUCAUCUCUCCAGGAUAGAUGCCAGUCGAGUUGAACAGAAUUUCUUGCUUUUUAUGCAAGAUAUGCUCGAAAACUGUUCUUGUUA